GCCGGCCGGGUGAGCGCCCCAAACCCCCGACGCCGGCCACACGGACAGACCCCCCCGAGACCAUGCCGCGCCCGGCCUCCGCGUGCCACCUCCCGGGACUCCUCCUGCUGAUCUGGCCGCUGCUGCUGCUGCUGCCCCUCGCUGCCCCCGGACCCCUGGCCCUCCCGGGCUUCCGGAGACUGGGGGCCCGCGGCCCGGGGGGCAGCCCUGGACGCCGUCCGGCUCCCGCGGCUCCCACCCGCGCGCCCCAUUCCGGGACGGGUGAGCCUGGCGGCGCCCGCAGCGCAGGUGUUUGCAAGAGCAGGCCUUUGGACUUGGUCUUCAUCAUUGAUAGUUCUCGUAGCGUACGGCCCCUGGAAUUCACCAAGGUGAAAACCUUUGUCUCCCAGAUAAUUGACACUCUGGACAUCGGCGUGGCAGACACACGGGUGGCAGUGGUGAACUAUGCUAGCACCGUGAAGAUUGAGUUCCAUCUUCAGAACUACUCAGAUAAGCAGUCCCUGAAGCAGGCUGUGGCACGAAUCACACCCUUGUCAACAGGCACCAUGUCUGGGCUGGCCAUCCAGACAGCAAUGGAUGAAGCCUUCACUGUGGAGGCCGGAGCACGAGGCCCCACCUCCAACAUCCCUAAGGUGGCCAUCAUCGUGACGGAUGGGAGGCCCCAGGACCAGGUGAACGAGGUGGCCGCUCGGGCCCGGGCUUCUGGCAUUGAGCUCUAUGCUGUGGGUGUGGACCGUGCAGAUAUGGAAUCCCUCAAGAUGAUCGCCAGCGACCCUCUGGAUGAGCACGUCUUCUAUGUGGAGACCUAUGGGGUCAUUGAGAAACUUUCCUCUAGAUUCCAGGAAACCUUUUGUGCCGUGGACCCGUGUGUGCUCGGCACACACCAGUGCCAGCAUGUCUGUAUCAGUGACGGCGACGGCAAACACCACUGUGAGUGCAGCCAAGGAUAUACCUUGAACGCUGACAAGAAAACGUGUUCAGCUAUCGAUAAGUGUGCUCUUAACACUCACGGAUGUGAGCACAUCUGUGUGAAUGACAGAACUGGCUCUUAUCAUUGUGAGUGCUAUGAAGGUUACACCCUGAAUGAAGACAGGAAAACCUGCUCAGCUGAAGAUAAAUGUGCUCUGGGUACCCACGGGUGUCAGCACCUUUGUGUGAAUGACAGAAAUGGGUCCUAUCACUGUGAAUGCUACGAAGGCUAUACUCUGAAUGCAGAUAAGAAAACGUGCUCAGUCCGUAACAAGUGUGCCCUGGGAUCUCAUGGGUGCCAGCACAUUUGUGUGAGUGACGGGGUGGCGUCUUACCACUGUGACUGUUAUCCUGGCUACACUCUGAAUGAGGACAAGAAGACGUGUUCAGCCAUUGAAGAAGCACGAAGACUUGUUUCCACUGAAGAUGCUUGUGGAUGUGAAGCCACACUGGCAUUCCAGGACAAGGUCAGCUCUUAUCUCCAGAGACUGAACACCAAACUGGAUGACAUUUUGAAGAAGUUGCAAAUAAAUGAAUAUGGACAAAUACAUCAUUAAAAUUGAUCAAAUUUCUCACCUGGAAAUGUAGACAACCUGGUGCAUUUAGUAUUCAUUCAUUCUUUUGUAUACUGUAUCUCCAAUGUUCCUGCUAAUAAAUUUGCCAUUACCUGUAUAAAUGCUUGAAUAUUACUGGAUAAAUAGCCUAAGGAUCUUCUGGAGAACCAGUGUCAUUUUUCCUGUACCAUUAUUUCUAAGGAAUAAAUUUGCAGAUCCUUAUGUAGAGCCAACUUUAGUGUCUCUAACCUAUGACUGUGAAAUGGUUGGUAGGAAAUAUUGAUAGAAUGAAAAGCUUUAUGUUUCUUUAUCUACUCAUUGAGCCAUUUAACUUUAAAAUAUUUAUAUUCGUAAGAUAACCAUAUUUCACACGGGAAACUUUAGAUCUACUUUCUCUUGAUAGUAUUUGUAAUAUAAGCCAGUCUUAUUACUGAGAGUGCAAAUUGUACAAUGUACACAUAAAAACAGUUCAUAUGAUUAUACUGAGAUAAAUACAGUAUAAUUUAGAACUGUCAAAACUUGUUUUUUGCUUAUGUUUUUCUGAAGCAUUAUUGAACCUGUGAUCAAGGGCUUGUAUGUAAUAAAUACCUAAAAAUAGUUAACACAGAUCAAGUGAAUAUUGCAUUCCAUUUUUAAUUCAUUUUGGCCUUAGAAAUAAAUGUGCAACUAAAGAGCAUAGCUGCAAAUUUAGGGUUUUAAAGUACAAAAAGAGAAAAAGCCCUAAAUUUACUUUAUCAUUCAGCUUAAGGAUCCAAUUGACAAAAUUACGUAUUUAUAAAACUGCUAUAAAUCAACAAAAUCUAAUGCUGUCUUUUUUAAUGCUAGUGAUAAGCCUAACAUUUUUCACUUUGAUAUCUAAAGCAUAUAAUUUUUUUUAUUGUUAAAGCUUGUAAUUUCUAGGACAAA
Molecule: messenger RNA, 2429 nt
Organism: Nycticebus coucang (slow loris)
Lineage: Eukaryota; Metazoa; Chordata; Mammalia; Primates; Lorisidae
Gene: MATN3
Product: matrilin 3
Exons: 8
Coding region: 63-1526 (487 amino acids)
Molecular function (GO): calcium ion binding
Source: RefSeq, a predicted model, not a curated record